Osmia lignaria (orchard mason bee) is the source of this 3164-nucleotide messenger RNA. RefSeq lists its product as uncharacterized. Gene Ontology annotation, molecular function: nucleic acid binding. NCBI's taxonomy places the organism in Eukaryota, Metazoa, Arthropoda, Insecta, Hymenoptera, Megachilidae. The record is from RefSeq and is a predicted model, not a curated record.
GUUUGUUAAUAUAAUCGUAAAAGAUAACAGUUGUCAGUACUUUUUAGCGAUAUUUUUGAAACUAUUAAAACGACUACGCCCAUUUGUUAUUACCUGUAAUGUAGAAUAUAAAUAUUUUGUGCUAAAAAAACACUUGUAAGUUGUCGACGUAAUACAAAUGUUUUUGCGCGUAAAUGUAACUCAAAGUUUGUUAAUGAAUAAUUAACUGUUACGAAAGUAGGGCGUGCUAUCAAUUGGAUCAGAUUCAUGCGAAAUUAGCAGACAGGUCUAACACGAUUACGAAAUGAGUUUACAAGACUGGAAUUCUUACUACGACGCGACGUGUAGCGGAGGCAAACGAAAGUGAAACUGACCAACUCAAGGUCGUCGCAUCGUGCUGGCCGAAUGGAUCCGAAACUGAAUGGUGUGCAGCAUAAGCCGAACUGCGCCACGAAGGAUAGCGACAAGCUACUCGAGAUGGGCGUCGAAGGACGCCGAUCGCCGUCCGCAUCGCCAGAACGUGUGCGAGUUCAAAGACAAGCCAAGUCAACGCCAACGGUUGAAAUCUAUAGACCACCAGCUGCAAGAAGAGCCAGAAACGAGCCUCAAGGAAACGUGGACCAAGUUCAAGCGCAGCCUACCGAUUCGUCGUCUAUAAAAACUAUUCGUAAGAGAAGACCGGAUCGCGCUGUUUAUGUACCAAGACAUCGUAGAAGUUUAGAAACCGAAGGAAGCCCCCAAUCUGUAGAAGCCGUUCACGUUAAUCGUACUGUUAAAGACGGUUCGUCUUCAUCCUCUCUGUCUCAUGGACAAUCAAAGUUUAACGUAAAUCUAAAAGAAACGGAUGCUGAUGUUCAGCAAAGCGGAGAAUGUACGGAAAAGGGAUCAAACAUGUGUUCUGGUGAGGAUCAAAGUAACUUGGAGCGCGAAGACAGUCAGUGUCUUCGGGGAGAUUCAAAGGAUACAGUGUCUACAACUGUGCCGGAGGAAUCUACUGUAGAAUCUAAUGUUAGAGAGAAAAAUAAACAAUCGGAUAGCUUAAAUGACGACGUGCCAAAGGAGACAAAUAAUUUUAGUAUCAAUGAUGUAAAAUGCGAGAUAACGAAUGCAUUUUUGUCGCAGACGAUCGAAGAACAAGAAGUAUCUAAUAAUUCUAGCGAAAAUAAGGGUAGUUUAAAUUCGUUUGAAACAUGUGUAUAUAGCGAAGAAGUUAAUAUUAACGAGGAAGUAGACAGAUCUGAUGAAUAUAAGGAUAAUAUUAACACAACUGAUCCAGCGACGAAUAAUAACAUGAAUAAUACGAAGCUUUCGAAUAAAGAUGAGAUAACGAAUCAAAAGAAUGCGCAAAUGAUACACAGUAACAUUGUUUCGGAGGUAUUGAUCAUUUCAAAUGCUGUACAGAAAGAACCGCAAACUGUUAAAGAAUCAACUCCUGUUCCUAUCACGCCACCGGAAUCGAAAAAGGUGAAAAAAGUUGUAAGACACAAAAGUAAACCGGCACCGCCACCGUCUCCGCCCGUUAAAAAAAUAAAUAGGGACGAAUGUGACUGGGAUAGUUUAUUCGAUGACAAUGGUGACUGUCUGGAUCCAACGCUCAUAGAAGAGUUAACGUCUGCAGUUGGUGAUGUUGUGAUCGAGCAACCAAAAAGCGAUUACAAGACAUACACUAAACACAUCGAAGUAUCUAGCGACGAAUUUGCUCAUGUUGUUGAAAUAUAUAAUUUUCCGUCUGAAUUCAAGACAAGCGAUUUAGCGGCUGUUUUCAGUCCCUUCAAAAAUGGUGGUUUCGAAUUGAAAUGGGUGGACGAUACGCAUUGUCUUGGAGUAUUCAGUAGUCCUCUUGUUGCUGCCGAGGUAUUGGCAUCCGAUCAUCCGUUUGUUAAAACAAGACCGCUAAGCGAGGCAACGGCCUUGAGUAAAACAAAAGCGAAAAGGAGCGCAGAAUUCUUGCAACCUUACAGGAGUCGUCCAGAAACUUGCGCGGCAUUAGCCAGACGAUUGGUUACAGGUGCUUUAGGAGUGAAAUUAGCCACUGCUAGGCAAGAGCGCGAACACGAAAAAAACAUACUGCGUGAAGCGAAAGAAAAACGUAGGUUGGCCAAUAAGCAACGAGAGGAUGCUUGGGAAGGUAUAAUUCCCGAAAAGUAGCAUCGUUUGUUGGUAAUGUGAUAAUUGAUAAUGACUUACAUUAUAUGUAAGUGUUUGAUGACAUUUACAUGCAUUUUGUGCCUUACUCAUCUAUUUUUUAUCUCAGACAAACUCAUUUUGUCGAACUGAUUUGGCGAUUGGUUUUGGGAACACGGGAUAACUUGCCAAUAGAUGAGUGUGGCAUGACGGAAUACCGUAACGGAUGUUGUAUUUGCUUCGAACUGACAAAUGAGUUUCCAAUGCUUGUUUAUUUUCUACACACACACACCACACACACACAUACACAUAUAUACAUAUAUGCAUAUCAUAAUGUUCAGACCAGUUAAACGAGCGUGCCUGUUGCAUUAUUUUUUAAUGAAAGGGUAUUAAGUAUUUUAAGUAAAACUCUUUAGACUUGGGCAAUUUACAGCCCUAAAUAUUAGAAAAAUCUAUGAAACAGAAGUAGAAAGGUUUUACGAUGCGUGGUUAUUCUUACCUCGACAGUUGCCUCUGUUAGAAAUUUAUAUAUAUGACGAUAAAGAAUGCUGUGUUGUGCAAUGAUAAUACGAGACAAUAAGUUAGAAUAGUAGAAAAUGAAGAUGUAUCCCUUUACACGUGAAUGCAUUAAGUGCGAGCACAUACAUCGAUUUGCAAGCAGUGAUAUGUAAUAAAAAAGUGUCUUCACAAAGUUAUGAUUUCUCGAUGAUAAAGCUAUACUAAAAUACAAUGUGGUAUUAUAUUGCUGUAUAAAACAAAAUACAGCAUAUAUAAAUAAUAUCACUUGUAUAGAUAUAUAUAUACACAUACGUAUAUAAAUCUGUUAAAUGUUAAAAUCUGACGCACAAUCAUAAUCUGUCUACACAUAUUACAGACAUAUUUAAAGAAAAACAGAAAGCUUAAAACAGAUUGUAUUUUUAUAUACAAUUGUUACCAACAGAGGAAUAAAAGUAUGUAGCGCCAAAUCCUAGUCAAUGUACACAAGAAAACAUGUUACCUAUAUUGUAUAUUAUAUUACUGAAUUUUGUCAGAAGUUGACAAAUGAAUUUAAAAGAAAAAAA